AAGGGUGAGCUCAACGACGAUUGAAAGCAUCGAGCAACUCAACUACGAUGAUCUCCAACGUCUUCUGCCUCCUGUCUGCUCUCGUCGCCUGCGCUGCGGGAAUGGCCGUGCCCAACGCAGCCCCGUCUCCCUACGCAAACGCGACGGCGCCCGCCACCCCGACUGGCUACAGCUACGGCUUCCAGAACCUCACCUGCGCCGUGCAAAUCUCGCAGCCGGCCAAUGCGUACGAGACGUUCGCUCUGGUCGAUUCUGCGCAGGCCUGCGGUGACAUGUGCACGGCCCAGAGGGACUGUAUGAGUGCGAACUUCUACCACGACAAUGGAAGCGUCGUCCGUCCUUUCUCUCUCCCUCUCCGCCGAAAACACGGUACUGACGAUCAUCAGAAGAAAAACUCGACGCAGCUCACGUGCUCGCUGUACCGCGUUGUCGCGGGCCAGAAGGACGCCACCAACUGCGGCCACCAGCUGCAGUUGGGCAUGAACGGCAUGCAGAACUCGAUCACCUACAGCUACCUGCUCGUCAAGGGCACCCAGUAA
Molecule: messenger RNA, 539 nt
Organism: Mycena citricolor
Lineage: Eukaryota; Fungi; Basidiomycota; Agaricomycetes; Agaricales; Mycenaceae
Source: the annotation of a GenBank genome assembly